CAAUGAAACUUAUGAAAGCGGCGCUUUGAAGUUGUUUCUCUGCCGCAAAGAUAAAAGCGUCUCAGAUUAAGAAUGUGAGAUGAUCGACAGAUCAGACAUCACUCCGCCUGGCUUCGAGUCUUUAUGAAAGGAGGAAAACUCGCCAAAGUCUCUCUUUAGGAGGCAACAGAGAACGUGGUAACAGCAAUGAUUUACAUCGCAACGAUAGGAUGGAAGUAUUUAUCUGGAAAUUACUGUUUUUAAUGUCAAAGCAGAACUGAAUGCCUGUGUUGUGAGUGACUGAAGUCAUGGCUUACUGGAUCCAGUUUCGUUGGAGAAUCUGGUUGUUGGUUCCACUGGCUCUGGAUCAUCUCGCUCUUGCUGAUGAUCUGAAGCCCACCAGAUGGCCUCUUUACCCUCAGAAGCCUGUGGUUCUGGUCUGGAAUGCCCCAACAGAAGACUGCAGUCUUCGGCACAAGGUCCACUUCCAGCUCGAUCAAUUUCAGAUCGUGGCAUCUCCGAAUAAAGGCUUUGCCGAGCAGAACCUCACCAUAUUCUACAAAGAGCACCUGGGCCUUUAUCCGCACUUUCAUGAAGGUGUGGCUGUCAAUGGUGGACUACCACAGAUCGCCAGCCUCACGCACCACAGAGAGACGAUGCCGGAGGGGAUCGCAAAGUACAUUCAUGACCAAUCGGCGCGAGGCCUGGCCGUGAUCGACUGGGAGGAAUGGCGUCCAAUUUGGAAACGGAAUUCGGAUGCCAAAGACAUUUACAAGAACCAGUCGCAGCGCUUAGUGGCCCAGAAAAACCCGGGCUGGACUUCAACCCAGAUUUACAAAGUAGCUCAGCAGGAGUUCGAGAUGUCCUGCCGUAAAUUCAUGUUAGAGACGUUGCGGCUAGCCAAAAGCUUGCGUCCUAACCAGCUUUGGGGCUUCUACCUCUUUCCUGACUGCUACAACCACGACUACCGCAACAGUCUGGAGAACUACACGGGACGCUGCCCGGAUGCGGAGGUGGCCAGGAACGACCAGCUGAAGUGGCUGUGGACUGAAAGCACGGCCCUGUUUCCAUCCGUGUAUAUGAGCUCGGUGUUGCGUUCGACAUCCUCCGGUCGCCAGUUUGUCCGAAGCCGGGUGAAGGAGGGAAUGAGAUUGGCAUCGGUGGGAGAGGGAUUGGCACGUCCUGUUUUUGUCUACAGCCGCCCUACCUAUGCCAAUGAGCUGGAGCUGCUGACAGAGAUGGAUUUGGUGUCCACCAUUGGAGAAAGUGUGGCUCUGGGAGCAGCUGGUGUCAUUCUCUUCGGUGAUGCUGCUUAUGCCGGCAGCAAUGACACUUGUUCCAGUUUAAACCAGUACUUGCAGGGUCCACUGGGCCGUUACCUCCUCAAUGUUUCCACAGCAGCUGAGCUGUGCAGUCGCUUCGUGUGCAGCUCUCACGGACGCUGUCUGCGCAGACAUCCGGACACAGACACGUAUCUCCAUCUUGACCCACAGACACACACGAUAGAAGGCCAGGGGAGCGAACUGCGCGUGAAGGGAGAUGUGAGUGUGGAAGAGCAGCAGCGGAUGAGCCAAGACUUCCAGUGCCAGUGCUUUAGUGGGUAUCAGGGUGAGAGAUGUGACUUCAAGGACCCGCUUCAGCAGCGAGGAGACGGACAUGCACUGAAAGCAUUAUGGAUGUACCUUCUCACUCCAUUGCUGCUGCAUUUACUGACCUGAGCACAAACCAUAGAGACUCAAAAACUCAUUUUCUCGCUUAUGAAAUGUUUGGCUGGUCAGUGCGCUCCAAAUGCUGUUGUGAAAAGGUCCUUCGCUUUCAUGAAGUCAUGUGAUUGACCUUGAAAUUGAAAUUUAUAUGUAGAAACAGGAAACUCCCGAGUUCCUUGGAGUUUAAAUAAGCACUUUUGUUUGUUGUCACACGUUACUCUCACAACAUUCGAACCAGAUGUAGGAUAUUGUGCAACUGGGAAAUCUAAUGAAAAUGUAUGACUAGCUGAUGAGUGGAUUCAUUAAGGAGAAGUCUUGACUCGAGUCACUGUUAAAACAAUUUGAAUCGGUGGACAUUUGGUUUUAAGUGGCUGUGGUUUGAGUGUAGAUUUGAGAUGACUCUAUAAAGAAGUUUUGUAUCUUAAACUACAAUGUAGGUUGCAAGUGUCAAAUGUAUAGUUGAGCGAAUACACAUGUAUGAUUUGAAUAGGUGGAAAUAGAUGAAUAGGUUCAAGUUCACUUUAUUUGUACCCUUAGGUAAACUAGGGGUGCAGUGUUAUGAGUUCUCACAUCUUCCAUAUUUUACAGACACCACAAACAUUAAACAACAUAUAUGAUGAAAGUGCUUUAAGGUUCCCAGCAUCACAAAAAAAAAAGGUGAUUAAUGUUUUCAUCAGCUGUUUGGACUCUGAUUCUGACGGUACCCAUUUACUGCAGUGGAUCCAUGGAUGAGCAAGUGAUGAAAUGCUAGAUUUCUCCAAGUCCAAAAAUAAAGCCCCCCCCCCCCCCAAUAAAAUAAAAUAAAGAAAGAAAGAAAAUAUGAAAGAUGCUACUAAAGAACAGACAGUUAUUUAUACCCUGUUGUUUAUAUACUGUUGUUUGGACUAUAUCUUCUAUUUAUUUUGACUGUUUCUUGGAGCAAUAUAAUGUUGCCAAAUCAGCAUAUUUGAAUGCACAUUUUUUGCUUGGUUCAGCGUCUCCGUCAGCAUUAUAACAGUGAUUGUUAUGGUUAUGAGAGUAAUGUGACAGCGCUUGUAUUCGUGUGGAAAAAAGCACUGGACUGUGAGAGAAGCAUUUGCAUACGUCUUUAAAUUGUCAACACAAUUGUAACAUAGAUUUUCUGAAAUUGUGAUGCACAAAAAAAAUCAUUUUAUAUUUAAUCAAAAUUAUUUCUGUGUUUGAUUAAUUUUUUUUUUUACUCAUAACCUUGUUUGUUCAUUUUAAUUUUUUUUCCAUUCUUUUCACAUUUCUUGUCUCAAAUUUAUUUUGUCCAGUAACCAUUUAGUGUUUCUCAGUUAGUGGAAGUUUUUUCUGAGGAAAUAAGAACUAACUGGAGGAAACGUAUGAGACUACAAACCUUGGAUCUGCCCAGCAAACGGACCAGCCCAAAUUACAGGGUUUACAAACCAAGAAGUUAUUUUUGUUGCUUUGGACUCUGUGAGCUUUUACUCCAAAUAGAAUCAAAGCAAUGUGACACAUGGUGUGUUUGUUAAUCUUUAACCACUCUAUAAAUGACUUUAGUUGCUUUGCAUUCAGGUUCAGUGUUUUAUGUUGUUAUCCACAAAUCUAAUUUUCAGUUCUUCGUUUGUUAAUUUUAGCCUUUGCAUGUAAAAAGGAUGUUUUCUAACUAUGAAUUGAUUUUAAAAUUGCUUCCUUGUUUUUGAUAAUUAAAGUCAUGAUCUUGAAAUGUUGUUACCCACAUGACCAUAAAUGACAAGACAUGGAAAGAACAGUUAAAACAUAGUAAUGGUAUAAGAACAUAAUAAUAAAAUGAAUACCAUGACACUAAAUUAUUACCAUAUUGAUGUGGCAUCGCAUUUACAAUGAUAUGUCAAAUAUAUAACCAAACAUGUGCAAAAAUA
Carassius gibelio (silver crucian carp) is the source of this 3547-nucleotide messenger RNA. Its product is annotated as hyaluronidase-2. Gene Ontology annotation, molecular function: hyalurononglucosaminidase activity; hyaluronoglucuronidase activity. Gene Ontology annotation, biological process: carbohydrate metabolic process; hyaluronan catabolic process. Bases 288 to 1697 code for a protein of 469 amino acids. NCBI's taxonomy places the organism in Eukaryota, Metazoa, Chordata, Actinopteri, Cypriniformes, Cyprinidae. The record is from RefSeq and is a predicted model, not a curated record. The transcript has 4 exons.